GAGAGUGGAAGAUCCGCGGCGCUUCCACGUCCAGUGUGAACCUGGUGACCGUGUUUUAGGGGUAUGAAUUUCCAAGAAGAAACAUUGUAAAGGAGCCAAAAAAUUACAUACAUUACAUGUACCUCACAAACAAUGGCAGUGUCUUCUUUUGUUUUAUGUUAAAACCAAAAAUACUUUCCACAAUUUUCUGUAUUGAAAUGAUUUCAUUGGAGCAUGUCUGUGGUAUUAUAAAAAAUCAGACUUUUUGAUUUAUGCUUUUGACUGGCAUAAACACAAGUCAAGCAUCUAUUGCCAUAUAGUUUUUCCUUUUUCGUUUGUUUACCCUCUGUCUCUUUCAGCCAUCCACAACCCCACCCCUUAUCUCUCCCCUCCACAAUCCCUCCCCCUGUCUCUCCCUCUCAAGGGAGACAGUGUUGUUUGUUGUUUCAGCCUGAGUUUGGUCCCACCACUCUCAGGAGAGAAGAGCUCUGGCAUGGCCUGCACCAGGGAGUAUCUGAUGGGAUAACAACUCUGCAUUUAUCUAUUUUUUUUUUUUUUUUUUUGCUCGGCCAGGAAUAACUUAACUCAGGCUGUUGAGGUGACAUAGCUCAGACUUAGGUUGAAGUGGGCAGUUUCCUGUCCAGGUUGAUGGAUGUAACUCGAAAGACGAUGGGGAUUUUUCUGGAAUGACUAAAUUGUUUAAGUUUCUGGAUCAUUAGGAAAAGUAAAAAAAAGGAGAAUAAAAAAAAGAAAUUUUGUGAGUAAAGACUCAGUCUCAGAUGAGUCCUGACAGCUGACACGUCCUCUAUUGAGACGGUUUUAAAUGUGGCCCCUCACUUUCCCUGAUAGUAAGAUGAUGCGUUGAGCUGAUCUUCUGUUGUUUAUUGUCGGCACUUUUUCCCUUUUAAGGCUGAUCCCUCCCACUCAUCCACACAGAGUGUAGCUUGAUCCUUUGUGAUUUCCUACAAUCCACAAAAUCCAAUAGACAUAUCUUCAUGUUGAGACUAAAAAGAUUACUUUUAAAAUGAAAGUAACAAUUUGAUACACUUAAGAUUUCUCUACACCUGAUCUUAUUGUUGUGUUUUAACCAGGAGUUUUUAUUUGGAGUGUUUUCAAUUGUUAUUUCCGGAUCUUUUUUGUCAUCCACUUGAAUGAACUUCUCUACAUUUUUAAAUGGACAGUCUAGUUCUUCUUAAUUUAUAACACAAAGCAAAGACUCAUUGCUGAUUUUUUCCCAAGAAUUGUCAAAAUCUCCCGAUAACAGCAUGAAUAAGGAAUCCCGUUUUUCAAGGAAGAUGCACAGCAGCUUCUCCACACGCAGACACUCCUGCAUUGGCUUUGAUGUGGAAAAUGGAUUAUCUGUGGGACGAAGCCCUCUGGAUGCCCAGGCCAACCCCGGUUCCGGUUUGGUUCUGCAGGCCAACUUCCCCCACAGUCAGCGGCGGGAAUCCUUUCUCUACCGUUCUGACUCAGACUUUGACCUCUCAACCAAAGGUCCACCUAAAAACUCUUCGACUGCCAGUGACCUGGAAGAAAGCUUGAAGCACUGGGAGGUCAACUGGUUGUCAUCUCGACAUUCAGAGGACAUGAUUGUCACACCAUUUGCACAGGUCCUGGCCAGCCUGAGAACGGUUAGAAGUAACUUUGCCAUCAUAACAGGCCAGCAGGAUCGCACAGUCAGCAAGAUGCGAUCUUCAAAUACCAAUCCACCAUCAAUGUCCAAGACCAGUCUGGCAGAGGAGCCGGAUCAACAGCUGGCCAUAGAAACCCUGGAUGAACUGGACUGGUGUUUGGAGCAGCUAGAAACACUAAAGACUCGGCACUCUGUCAGCGAAAUGGCUUCCAACAAGUUUAAGAGAAUGCUGAAUCGAGAGCUCACUCAGCUAUCAGAAACUAGUCGUUCGGGGAACCAAGUGUCUGAGUUUAUCUCCAGUACCUUUCUGGAAAAGUCACAUGAGAUGGACAUCAUGUCACCCCCAUCCAAGGAAAAGGACAAAAGUAAAAGGCCUAUGUCUCAGAUCAGUGGUGUGAAGAAAGCAACCCACAGCCUUGCCCCUUCUUCCAUACCUCGCUUUGGUGUCAAUGCUAGCCAGGAGGGACUUCUAGCCAAGGAACUUGAAGAUAUAAACAGAUGGGGGAUUGACAUCUUCAAGGUUGCAGAAUAUUCUGGCACUCGCCCACUGACAGUCACAAUGUACACUGUCUUUCAGGAACGUGACUUACUAAAAACCUUCAAGAUUCCUGUUGACAUCUUCAUGAACUUUGUGAUGACACUGGAGGAUCAUUAUCAUUCUGAAGUAGCUUACCACAACAACAUCCAUGCUGCAGAUGUGGUCCAGUCAAUGCACGUGCUUCUGUCCACACCUGCACUGGAGGCUGUCUUUACUGAUCUGGAGAUCCUUGCUGCACUGUUUGCUAGUGCAAUCCAUGAUGUGGAUCACCCUGGAGUUUCCAACCAGUUUCUCAUUAACACCAACUCUGAGCUUGCACUCAUGUAUAAUGACUUGUCAGUGCUGGAGAAUCACCAUUUGGCUGUGGGCUUUAAACUUCUGCAGGAGGAUAAGUGUGACAUCUUUCAGGAUUUAAGCAAGAAGCAGAGACAGUCGUUGCGCAAAAUGGUCAUCGAUAUGGUUCUGGCAACUGACAUGUCUAAACACAUGAAUCUCUUAGCAGACUUAAAAACUAUGGUUGAAACAAAGAAGGUAACCAGUCUAGGCGUCUUGCUCCUUGACAAUUAUUCAGAUCGCAUACAGGUAAGGACACAAAAAAAAACAGACAGAAAAAAAAGAAAGGAUGAAAGUGUUUUUUGUGCAUGUCUAUGUUUUUUUGGCUCAUCUCUGCAGGUUCUUCAGAACAUGGUUCACUGUGCAGACCUGAGUAAUCCCACAAAACCUCUUGAACUGUACCGUAAAUGGACAGAUCGAAUCAUGGUGGAAUUUUUCACUCAAGGGGACAGGGAGAGAGAGAAAGGAAUGGAGAUCAGCCCGAUGUGUGACAAACACAACGCCUCAAUUGAGAAAAAUCAGGUAGGGUUCAUUGACUACAUUGCCCAUCCUCUUUGGGAGACAUGGGCCGACUUGGUACAUCCUGACGCACAGGAACUCUUGGACACCCUAGAGGACAACAGAGAGUGGUACCAAAGCAUGAUACCUCAUAGCCCUUCACCUGGGCCAGAAACCCAGAAGGAAGAAGGCCUUCCAGAGGGAGCUUCCGCGGCUGCCAAGGGGAGCUUCUCCACCUCAGCCGACAAGUUUCACUUUGAUAUAACACUGGAAGAGGAGGAAGAAUCUGACACAGAAAGUUCACCUGAAGAUGAGAAGGUGUAUGGCAGAACCAAAAUCAGCAGUAUAUCUGGUUUGGCAUCUUCUACUGCUCAGCAGCAUUCCCAGGUCCCCACUAAUGACCCUGGGAGGACAUUUUCUGUUGGCCUUAAAAGUGACAUGGCAGAAGAAGGUGUACCUGAGGUGCCACACUUCACACUUGGCACAUAGCCACAGCAAAAGGUCUUUUUCUUUUUGGACAGGCCACACUUCCAGAUAACAAUGAACAUUUUAACUUUGUCCUCCUUUUUUUACUUUCUCUUUUCUCCUUCUUCUUCUGUCUUGCAACUUAAAAAAGAGAGCUGGUGGUGACUUGGCUGCAGUUAAUGAAAAGUGAUGUCAGCGAGUGGCAUUGUUGGAUUUAUGUACAAAACUAAUAACGUAACAAUGAUUUUGAGAGACUCUGCCACUGUCUCUCUCUCUCUCUUUCGGGUUCACGGGGUGUUGGAGCCCAACCCAGCUACUUGCGGGCGAAAGCAGGAUUCGCCCUGGACAGUCUAGAGCAGUUAAAUAUAUAUAUACGUAUGUCAUUGGUAUAUAUUACUGGAUUGGCCCUUGCCUGUUUGCUGCUAUAGACAGAGAUGUGCGCGCAGGCGCCAUUGUUAUGCAUCAAGUCAUGGCAGCAGAACGCUGCUGUUUCAAUGGAGGACAGGCAGACAUCAACCACAAAAACCGGGUUAGCUCCCUCAUUUCUAAACCAAUUUUGACAAAAUAUGGCUUGAAUUAAAGCUUAGAAAAUUAUUGAUCUUGUGGUAUAUUUAGAUAUUUAUUAUCUAAAAAGAUUCAUCUGUAAAUAGUGCAUCAAUUGUCCCUUCUACUGCUACAAAUAAUGCAUAGCCGUCAAUUUAACAACCUCCAAAUAUCCGUGAUUUUUUUUAUUUGGCCUCUGUGCUAAAAUCUAUAUAACUGAGCUUGUAAAUGCUUGUAAAAGGAGGGAGAAGGAUGACGAUUAUUGGCAUGAACGUCUGACAAAAUUUAGUAAUAAAGCCCUUUCCCUAUUAAAAACACCUCAAAGUGCUAAAAAAAACACCCUUUACCACAUUUUCAAAUGAAACUGCAAAUGUUAUUAUUUUUGGAUUACAUACAUGGUAAAUAAAUCUCAUUUGCAUUCAAAAAUUACCUUCAAAUAGACAAUUUAAUUGUACUUUGAGUAAGGCUCCAGCAUCUUUAGCUGAUACAAGAAACAUUUCUUAAACUUAAGAACUUAGAUCAUAUCUAAGACACCUGCCAAACUGUUAAUUCAAAACACAGUGAUAAUAGCAGUAAAUGGUGUGGCAGGUUCAGGUUUUUGGCCACAGCUUCAUCCCUAACAUCUGAUCUCUGCUGUGUUUAUGUCACUGAGCAGAAAGUUAGCGUUAGCGCUGCAUAUUCUAGCUGGGCUUUCUCCGGUCCGUGCGACCAAGAAAGAAGCUCAACACAGGUAGCACGUAUUUAGAAAAUUAUUUGCGAACUCACUUACACUUUCUUACCUCCCAAAAAAGUGUGACCAACAGCAACAUUUAGCUUGGUUACGAGCUACUUUGCUGAGAAACAGCAACGUGCAUCUUGGCUGCACAUUUUAGGUGUUGCCAACAGGAAUUUACAUCAAUUUUUUUUUGUUGGUUACACGUAAAUAGGUGUGAAAAACAUCAGCCACAUGAAUUAAAACAUACAUCGAUGAACCAAGCUAGCAUGCUACUCGUUAGUUGCUAGCACCCACUUUGGCACAAACUUCACAGUUCCCAGGCUGAUUUCUCUCAAUUAAAAUGCGAUUCCUAACCUGUGAUGAUUCCUCUCAAGCAGAUUAUUUUGUUGUCGAGGUUUUUGAAGUUGAUUUCAAAACAUUGCAUCCCCUUUAGUGGUUCUUUGCGUACUUUUAGGACCACAUACGUUCUUCACUCAGGAAGACUCAAUGCUAAAUACACAACGUAUGUCACGUAAUUUCCAAUCCAGUAAUAUAUAUCAAUGAUAUAUGUGUAUAUAUAUAUUAGGGAUGUAAUGAUUCAGUCCAGUCCAGCCACGAUUCCAUUUGAUUUACAGUUUUAAAGUCACGGUUUGGAUUUUUUCCAAUUUUUUUUAUUUUUUUCUCACCACAAAGAAUUGUUACAUCCUUAAUUAUAUAUGACUGUGUAAUGGCUGUGACUGUGGAAGUGCUACCCUUCAGUGUCUGAGGUUGAGUACAAAAGAUGAACACAAAACAAAAAUGUUGCUUUUGCUCUUUAUGUUUUAUUAAUUCAUAUUGACUCAUAUUUUUUUUGGUAUGGAUUUUAUCAUUUUGAUUUUUAUUAAUGCACAUCUUACUUUGUUAUUCUCUGACAUCUGUGAAUUUAUUGAGUUUUAGUUAAAGAUGCAUACACUGACAAUUGUUGAGUGAGGAACCAGCACCUUUUGAACUUGCUAAGUUUAAAUGUCAUUGUUAUAUCUCAAGAAACUGAAUUUUAUGAGAACAUGUAUUUUAGCCAUAGUUGAUUAUUCGCCCAUGGCAGUCUUUUUUUCCAUAUGCGCUCACAGAGAUUACUGUUUCGAUGAGGGAGGGUGUAAAAGCACAGAGGGCUGCAGUUGUUAGGUCUGUUAACAACACUAUAACUAAAAAUUCAGGAAAUGCCCAGAAGCACUGUGCUAGAAUUCUUCUCUGUGCUCUUAGCAAUCAAUAGCUUUUUGCAAGGACAUAGUCAAUGACAAAACAAGUGCCAAGCAAGAAUGACACAGCCUGUACAGUAUUUUCCAUUUUGCCACUGGCUACUUUCCAUCAGUGAUGGAUGAAGGAUGCUGAUUUAUACCACCAUGUGUGCCAACCUGACCUCCCUGUUUUCUAACUUCUGGUCGACAUUACAUGACUUCAUAUUGUCUUAAGUGUGGUGUAUUGCUAUUCAAAGGAGGAUAAAUUGGUUAAAUCUGUUAAAAGCACUUUGAAUUAUACUUUUGGGUUUUUUUGUACUCAAGAAGUAAAACAUGAUGGUUUGUCCAUUUCUCUUGGUGAAUGGUCAGCUGGUUGAACUGAACAUUGCAAGCUGGAACGCUACAGCCCACAGUAGAAGGACUAUGUUUUGUUUAAUUUUUAAGUGUGUUCUGCUGAAAUGUGAGACUGCAAGAUAUAGACACCCGUGGAGUACUUAUUUACAAAUGAAAUAGUUGGUUUAUUUUAUUUUUACAAAACAAGUAUAUUAUGUUGUUCUAUGUGAAUGAAUUUAUUCCUCUUAUUUUUAACAUAUGAAUGUAUCCUUUUUGUUUCUUCAUUUUUUCUCAUUGUAAAGGCUCAUGCACACCAAACGCGAUUCGCCCGGCAGAGGCCGCUAACUACAAUGUUAAUCAGUGGUACAGGCGCGCUCUGAGGCGAAUUGAAGCCCGCCGGUGCGAUUUGAGCAACUGGCGCGGCGCGAAAUCUGCCAGCAGCUCGAUUUGAGCGACGAGGAGCGAAUCGGGCGGCACAGCCAAAAUAUAAAUACCUGAAAUUUGACAGGUUGCUAAUCUGCCAAUCAGGAACUCAACUUUGAUGUUGUUUUCAGUGACUUUCGCUCUGCGGCGGAGCUCACUCACUCCAUAUGCUGGCAGGCAGAGAGCAGCUGGGAGCUGCAGAAGCUGCUGGCUCAUCUAGACAUUUAAAAAAAAAGGGAAAACGGUCCCUUUUUAAAAUUUUUUCCCCCUCAGGUUAAUACGAGACAGUGAGCCUUCAAACUCAGCCACAGAGACACAGAAACACUGUGGAAGUGGCUGUCAUACAGACACAGCCCCUGUACCGGUAAAAUCUUUUCAUGAUAAUCCUAUAAAUUUAAACAUGGAGACAUGAUUACUGAUGUUUAUGUAGAAGUCUCCACAAGAUAUAAACCUGAUUUCUCUAAAUCUUCUGUGUCUUCCAUUCAUUCUAAGUGAGAAAUCCACAGACAUCGUUCAUUAUAGCAAUCAUCCUGAAUGCAUUAGCUGAUAGCUCCUCCCACAUACAGCCGAGGCGUCAAACUCAGGAACACACUCUUUGACAGGUGACGAGCAGCAAAUUCGUUGGGCCACGAAAGAGGGGCGGGGCAUGCAAAUUUGUUGCGCGAAUCGCGUUUGGUGUGAAAGCACCUUUAGAAAACUGACCAAAAGCUCAAUGUUGCCUUCAGCAUCAAAGACACAUUUGUCCACAUUAGAUAAAACAUGCAAAUGCACUCAGGUUCCCCUUGUUCUCUCACAUUUUUAAUGUAGCAGAUAACAUAAAACAUGAACAAAUCGCUUUGAAACCCAAGUAUGACAGAUUCCCUUCAGAUUGUUCUUACUCGGACAUAUCUGCCUUUCUCUGAAUUCUACUGAUUCUCUCUUUAUAAUCUUGCUGCAUAUUUAUUGUUCUCAGACCUGUUGUUCAAAUACUUAUUUCUUGUUAACAAUUACCUUGAACUAGUGUAAAUAUAUUAACGUGAUGCAGCUUGAACAAUCCAAACGAUGCCAUUUCCAGUGGCUGUUUUUGCCUUUUUUCAAUUUCAGUUGUAUGCCUUACCAAUAAAAAAAGUUUUCUCUU
Oryzias melastigma (Indian medaka) is the source of this 7770-nucleotide messenger RNA. RefSeq names its product cAMP-specific 3',5'-cyclic phosphodiesterase 4C. The record is from RefSeq and is a predicted model, not a curated record. Gene Ontology annotation, molecular function: 3',5'-cyclic-AMP phosphodiesterase activity. Gene Ontology annotation, cellular component: cytosol; nucleus; perinuclear region of cytoplasm. The transcript is spliced from 15 exons. Lineage: Eukaryota; Metazoa; Chordata; Actinopteri; Beloniformes; Adrianichthyidae. Gene Ontology annotation, biological process: signal transduction. The coding region runs from base 1245 to 3470 and encodes 741 amino acids.